UUUAGUUCACUUGAACGCGAUUUUGAACUCCAGUCGCAAGGCUUUCAGAGGCGGUGCCACUGCCUGUUUGGAUGCAGAAUGCAGACGAUUAAGUGUGUGGUGGUGGGAGACGGUGCGGUAGGCAAGACAUGCCUCCUUAUUUCUUAUACGACAAAUGCCUUUCCAGAGGAGUACAUUCCCACAGUGUUUGACAACUACAGUGCUCAGAUGAGUGUAGAUGGGCGUACUGUCAGCCUCAACCUCUGGGACACGGCAGGGCAGGAGGAGUAUGACCGUCUGCGCACGCUCUCUUACCCGCAAACUAAUGUUUUCAUCAUUUGCUUUUCCAUCGGAAGCCCUUCAUCACUAGCUAAUGUUCGCCACAAGUGGCACCCGGAGGUGUCUCACCACUGUCCCAGCGUGCCUAUUCUUCUGGUAGGCACCAAGAAGGAUCUGCGUUCAGAUACAGAGACAAUUAAGAAGUUGAAGGAGCAAGGGCUUGCACCCUCUACUCAACAACAGGGUGGCACCCUGUGCAAGCAGAUCAAUGCUGUGAGGUAUCUGGAGUGCUCGGCGCUCCGCCAGGAAGGCGUGCGAGAUGUGUUUGUAGAUGCUGUUCGUGCUGUGCUCUACCCCAUGACCAAAAAGAAUACCAAGAAGUGUGUUCUCUUAUAGUCGGCUGUACAUCAGGGACUGCUGAGGAGUAUAAGCUUAUUAACAAGCUGACCCUUUAUUUGUGUACAUCAUUUAUUUUCUUUC
Danio aesculapii is the source of this 738-nucleotide messenger RNA. It is a transcript of the gene rhogd, whose product is annotated as ras homolog gene family, member Gd. Gene Ontology annotation, biological process: regulation of cell shape; regulation of actin cytoskeleton organization; actin filament organization. The record is from RefSeq and is a predicted model, not a curated record. Gene Ontology annotation, molecular function: GTPase activity; GTP binding; protein kinase binding. Gene Ontology annotation, cellular component: cytoskeleton; plasma membrane; cell cortex. The transcript is spliced from 2 exons. Lineage: Eukaryota; Metazoa; Chordata; Actinopteri; Cypriniformes; Danionidae. Bases 79 to 654 code for a protein of 191 amino acids.